Brassica oleracea var. oleracea is the source of this 835-nucleotide messenger RNA. Its product is annotated as glutathione S-transferase F12-like. Gene Ontology annotation, cellular component: cytoplasm. Gene Ontology annotation, molecular function: glutathione transferase activity; glutathione binding. NCBI's taxonomy places the organism in Eukaryota, Viridiplantae, Streptophyta, Magnoliopsida, Brassicales, Brassicaceae. The transcript is spliced from 3 exons. The coding region runs from base 68 to 709 and encodes 213 amino acids. The record is from RefSeq and is a predicted model, not a curated record.
UAUAAAUUGAUCCUUGCUUUUUUUCUUAUACUAUUAAUAAUACAAAAAAAAAUUACAAGGUAAUAGAAUGGUUGUGAAACUAUAUGGACAGGUUACGGCAGCUUGUCCGCAAAGAGUCUUGCUUUGUCUUCUUGAGAAAAAAAUUGAAUUUGAGAUUGUUCACAUCGAUCUUGAUACGCUAGAGCAGAAAAGACCAGAACAUCUUCUUCGUCAGCCAUUUGGUCAAGUUCCAGCCAUAGAAGAUGGAGAUUUCAAGCUUUUUGAAUCUCGAGCCAUUGCGAGAUACUACGCGACCAAGUACUCGGACCAAGGCACGAACCUUUUGGGCAAGUCUCUAGAGCACCGAGCCAUCGUGGACCAGUGGGCUGAUGUUGAGGUGGGUUACUUCAACGUUUUGGUACACCCUUUAGUGAUGAACCUAGUCAUCAAGCCGAGGUUAGGCGAAGAAUGUGACGCCGCUUUGGUCGAGGAGCUCAAGGUGAAGCUCGGGGUGGUCUUGGACAUAUACGACAACCAGCUUGCCUCCAACCGGUUCUUGGCUGGUGAUGAAUUCACUAUGGCUGAUUUGACGCAUAUGCCGGCGAUGGGGUAUUUGAUGCGUACCGAUAUAAACCGGAUUGUUAAGGAUCGGGCGAAUAUGAACCGGUGGUGGGAAGAGGUUACGGCUAGACCGGCUUGGAAGAAGCUUAUGAAGAUGGCUGGUUUCUGACUUAGCUCAAAAUUAUGAUGAUCCGAACAAAAUAAGUUUCAUAUAUUCUGUUUCUUCUGUUUGUCUGACUUUCGUUCGUUUCAAUAAUUAAAUCAAUCUACUUUUGAAGAUUUUAAUUUGUCAACU